Molecule: messenger RNA, 1323 nt
Organism: Tremella mesenterica DSM 1558
Lineage: Eukaryota; Fungi; Basidiomycota; Tremellomycetes; Tremellales; Tremellaceae
Exons: 5
Coding region: 1-1323 (440 amino acids)
Source: RefSeq, a predicted model, not a curated record
AUGGAGCCUCUCCUCCCUAUCAAAUCCACCGUGCCCUCCCUCUCGGAAGAUUUCUACACCCAUUGCAAAUCUCUCCUCAUCCCUCCUUCUGGUACAUACUCCCACAGGUUGGAUUAUCUGAGUGAAGUGCUCGGGAAAUCAGUGUGGAUAGCGGAACCGGGUCCUUCAGUCGAAUACUUCCUUGGGGGUUUUGGUAAAUCUGAUUGGUGGUUAUCUGAACGACCAUUAUUGGUAGUAGUGAUACCUCAGACGAACAAGCAAACAGCGGUAGAAGGAGGACCAAAAGUGAUCAUCCUCACCCCACAAUUCGAAGCACUUCGAGCAAGUGAGAUCUCUCUUCCUGAAGAAAUCCAGGAUAGCGUUAAAUACGUGGCUUGGGAAGAAUCGGAAGAUCCUCAUGAAAUCCUUUGGAAAGAGCUCGGACCACUUGAGGUCGACGGAGUGGUGUUGGAUAGAGAUGUGAGGGAGUUCGUUUCUUCUGCUGUGAGGGAGCGUGCGGGUUCAGGAGGGGUAAAGAGCUCUAUAGAAGUGGAAAGGAUUAGGGAGAAGAAAGAUGAGAGGGAGGUGGGGUUAUUGAGAUGUGCGAAUCAGAUGACCCUUCAUGCCAUUCGACAAACACGAGCCAAGAUGUACAUAGGUAUCACCGAAUCAGCAACUCGUACAAUCCUUCAGAAAUACAUGACCGCUUCUGGGCUACAAGAAGCCGAUGGGCUGGUGCUUUUUGGCGAAAAUGCGGCUUUACCCCAUGGAUCAGGGACGGAUCGACGUUUAGGUAAAAGGGAUAUGAUUUUGAUUGAUUGUGGAGGGACUUGGGGAGGUUAUACUUCUGAUAUCACCCGAACCUUCGCUCUGCCAUCUUCAAAGAUUCCUUCGGAGCAUAUCCGACUCUGGGAGCUCGUCCGACAAGCUCAACAAGCCCCAUACGAACUCCUCAAAUCUUCAUCGACUACCUCCCCUCCUCUCUUUUCAGCGAUGGAUCACUCCGCCCGCUCUCUGAUUUCCUCCCACAUGUCUCGACGUAUCGUAUCCACAAAUUCUACUCCUACGCCCGAUUUCACAGUCUUCACACAUCGUCUCGGUCACGGUAUCGGGUUAGAGGGACAUGAACUCCCUUAUCUCGUCUUCGGUAACGAAGGCGGAACUGGACCCGGUCAUGUGUUCAGUUUGGAACCUGGAAUCUAUCUUCCUCAAGAUGCUGAGCCAGUGCAUGGAAUGAAAGGUGUAGGUGUGAGACUAGAAGAUUGUUUAGCUGUCCUUGAGAAGGAUGGACAGUUGGUAGGUGAAUGGUUGAGUGGACCGGUGGAACGUUGGGGGGAUGUUUAG